Molecule: messenger RNA, 6812 nt
Organism: Arvicanthis niloticus (Nile rat)
Lineage: Eukaryota; Metazoa; Chordata; Mammalia; Rodentia; Muridae
Source: RefSeq, a predicted model, not a curated record
CGCUCCCCGCGGUCGAAGCCGCCGCUUGGCUUUCAGCGGCUCGGACUCCUUCGCAGCCGCUGCCUCCGCUACCUGGGCCUGGAAGCGGGGAGACCCCUGGGCGAGACCAUGAGGAAAUUCAACAUCAGGAAGGUGCUGGACGGCCUGACCGCAGGCUCGUCCUCGGCCUCGCAACAGCAGCAACAGCAGCAGCACCCGCCUGGGAACCGGGAGCCGGAGAUCCAGGAGACGCUCCAGUCCGAACACUUCCAACUCUGCAAGACUGUUCGCCAUGGAUUCCCCUAUCAGCCCUCAGCUCUGGCCUUUGAUCCCGUUCAGAAGAUCCUGGCGGUAGGAACUCAGACUGGUGCUUUAAGGCUCUUUGGUCGUCCAGGAGUGGAAUGUUAUUGCCAGCAUGACAGUGGAGCAGCAGUGAUCCAACUCCAGUUCCUGAUUAAUGAGGGAGCCCUUGUGAGUGCCUUGGCUGAUGACACCUUACACUUAUGGAAUUUACGUCAAAAGAGGCCUGCCGUACUACAUUCACUUAAAUUUUGCAGAGAAAGGGUUACAUUUUGCCAUCUGCCUUUCCAGAGUAAAUGGCUCUAUGUGGGCACUGAACGAGGUAACAUACAUAUUGUCAAUGUGGAGUCCUUCACACUCUCAGGCUAUGUCAUUAUGUGGAAUAAAGCCAUCGAACUGUCAUCUAAAUCUCACCCAGGACCUGUUGUCCAUAUAAGUGAUAAUCCCAUGGACGAGGGGAAGCUUUUGAUUGGCUUUGAAUCUGGAACAGUAGUCUUAUGGGACCUCAAGUCAAAGAAGGCUGACUACAGAUAUACAUAUGAUGAGGCGAUUCACUCUGUGGCUUGGCAUCAUGAAGGAAAACAAUUUAUUUGCAGUCAUUCAGAUGGUACUCUGACCAUAUGGAAUGUGAGGUCCCCUGCUAAGCCUGUACAGACCAUUACCCCUCACGGAAAGCAGUUGAAGGAUGGGAAGAAACCAGAGCCAUGCAAGCCUAUCCUCAAGGUGGAGUUCAAGACGACGAGGUCUGGGGAACCUUUUAUUAUUCUGUCAGGAGGCUUAUCCUAUGAUACCGUGGGGAGAAGACCUUGUUUAACAGUGAUGCACGGGAAAAGCACGGCCGUGCUGGAAAUGGACUAUUCAAUUGUUGACUUCCUCACCCUCUGUGAAACGCCAUAUCCAAAUGAUUUUCAGGAACCGUACGCUGUGGUUGUUCUUCUGGAAAAGGAUUUAGUGCUGAUAGACCUUGCACAAAAUGGAUACCCUAUAUUUGAGAAUCCCUACCCUUUGAGUAUACACGAGUCCCCUGUUACAUGUUGUGAAUAUUUUGCUGAUUGUCCUGUGGACCUUAUUCCUGCACUUUAUUCUGUUGGAGCUAGACAGAAACGUCAAGGUUACAGCAAAAAGGAAUGGCCCAUCAAUGGCGGUAAUUGGGGCUUGGGUGCUCAAAGCUACCCAGAAAUAAUUAUUACAGGGCAUGCUGAUGGGUCUGUUAAAUUCUGGGAUGCUUCUGCAAUAACUCUACAAGUACUGUAUAAAUUAAAAACAUCUAAAGUAUUUGAAAAGUCAAGAAAUAAAGAUGACAGACAGAACACCGACAUUGUAGAUGAAGAUCCAUAUGCCAUUCAGAUCAUCUCCUGGUGCCCAGAGAGCAGAAUGCUGUGCAUAGCUGGAGUGUCAGCUCAUGUCAUCAUUUAUAGAUUCAGCAAACAGGAAGUAGUUACAGAAGUCAUUCCGAUGCUUGAAGUUCGACUGUUAUAUGAAAUCAAUGAUGUGGAAACGCCAGAGGGUGAGCAGCCGCCACCUUUGUCUACCCCUGUGAGCAGCUCCAACCCUCAGCCCAUCCCUCCUCAGUCUCAUCCGUCUACCAGUAGCAGCUCAUCUGAUGGGCUUCGUGAUAAUGUACCUUGUUUAAAAGUUAAAAACUCACCACUUAAACAGUCUCCAGGCUAUCAGACAGAGUUAGUCAUUCAGUUGGUGUGGGUGGGUGGAGAACCCCCACAGCAGAUCACCAGCCUGGCACUCAACUCUUCCUAUGGACUGGUGGUUUUCGGCAACUGUAACGGCAUUGCAAUGGUUGACUACCUCCAGAAAGCAGUACUGCUGAACCUCAGCACCAUUGAACUAUACGGCUCAAAUGAUCCUUACCGGAGAGAACCUCGGUCACCCCGGAAAUCUCGACAGCCUUCAGGAGGUGUGCUGCUUGGGACUCCUUGCAUGUGCGGCCUUUCUAGCUUGUAUUCUGAGUCUGUGAAAAAGCUCCGCUCUUCUGUCAUAACGGGCCUGUGUGAUAUCACUGAAGGAACUGUCGUCCCAGAGGAUCGCUGCAAAUCUCCGACUUCCGGUUCUUCAUCGCCACACAAUUCAGAUGAUGAACAAAAAGUGAAUAAUUUUAUAGAAAAGGUGAAGACCCAAAGCAGAAAGUUUUCCAAGAUGGUAGCCAGUGAUCUAGCAAAGAUGUCAAGGAAAUUAAGCUUGCCAACUGACCUAAAGCCUGAUUUAGAUGUAAAAGACAAUUCCUUCAGUAGAUCAAGGAGUUCAAGUGUAACAAGCAUUGACAAAGAGUCCCGGGAAGCCAUCUCUGCUCUUCAUUUCUGUGAGACUUUCACUCGGAAGACAGACUCAUCCCCAUCCCCGUGCCUGUGGGUGGGGACCACAGUGGGAACUGCGUUUGUCAUCACGCUGAAUCUCCCCCCGGGGCCUGAGCAGAGACUCCUUCAGCCAGUGAUUGUGUCUCCCAGUGGUACUAUAUUGAGGUUAAAAGGUGCAAUCUUGAGGAUGGCAUUUCUGGAUGCCACGGGCUGCUUAAUGCCACCUGCAUAUGAACCCUGGAAAGAGCACAACGUUCCUGAAGAAAAAGACGAAAAGGAGAAAUUGAAAAAGCGGCGACCUGUCUCAGUGUCCCCCUCCUCUUCUCAGGAAAUUAGUGAAAACCAGUAUGCAGUGAUAUGUUCUGAAAAGCAAGCAAAAGUAAUCUCACUGCCAACCCAGAACUGUGCAUACAAGCAGAACAUCACUGAGACAUCCUUCGUGCUCCGUGGAGACAUUGUCGCACUGAGUAACAGUGUCUGCCUCGCCUGCUUCUGUGCCAAUGGCCAUAUUAUGACUUUCAGUUUGCCAAGCUUGAGACCUCUGCUGGAUGUCUACUACCUGCCCCUCACCAACAUGCGGAUAGCCAGGACAUUCUGCUUCGCCAACAAUGGACAAGCCUUAUACCUAGUUUCACCUACAGAAAUCCAGAGACUUACCUACAGUCAAGAGACAUGUGAAAAUCUUCAGGAGAUGCUCGGCGAGCUCUUCACACCUGUAGAAACACCAGAAGCACCAAACAGAGGGUUCUUCAAAGGCUUGUUUGGAGGCGGUGCACAAUCGCUCGAUAGAGAAGAACUAUUUGGAGAGUCGUCCUCUGGAAAGGCCUCCAGAAGCCUUGCGCAGCACAUCCCGGGCCCCGGUGGGAUUGAGGGUGUGAAAGGAGCUGCAUCAGGAGUGGUGGGGGAACUCGCCCGAGCCAGGCUGGCCCUCGAUGAGAGAGGACAGAAGCUCAGUGACUUGGAGGAGAGGACUGCAGCCAUGAUGUCCAGCGCAGACUCGUUUUCCAAACAUGCUCAUGAGAUGAUGCUGAAGUACAAAGAUAAAAAGUGGUACCAGUUCUGACAACUAGAACUCAGUGAGUCCAGCUGCAACCUGAAGGAAAAAGAAAUUUCCUUGUAAUGAUGUCACGGAUGUACUUGGGAAAGAUAACAUAAAAGGGAUGCACAUUGCUGAAAACUUCUUUCCCAGCACCGUCAUGCACUGUUUUACCUCAGUCACUCGGCUUUAACGGAGAAGAAUCCCUGUGCAAAAGCAGAGCAUAUGGCGUGUGCUGGCUCUGAGUUGACAAACAGAGAACCAAGUGGGGUCACGCUGAUGGACGAACAUACAGAGGAUGCUGAGAAGUCCUGGAGGGGUAUUCCUUGGAUCAUUCCUGUAUUAAACUUUUGUAUGCCAAAAGAUUUUGUGCCGUUGUAUCUGCCACCAGUGUUUGAUCCGUGGGGAGAGGCAGUAAACCAGAAGUUGUAAGUCUGCAAAGGUCACUUUGUGUCUGGAGUGCAUUGUGAACAGCUGUCUGCACUCACCCUCUCGCACAGUAUCAUUAGUGAAAAAGCAACAAACUGUCCCUUCUCGUUAGACUGCUGAAUGGUGGGCUGUAAGUAAUCGAAGCACACACACACACAGCUAGUGUGCGGGGUCCUCUUCUACUCUCGGUAUUACAUACUGUGUUCAGUUCCUGUGUCUUCAAAAGCAAAUCAAGGUGAUGUGUCACUUUUCAUGGAAAAGUGCAGCGCAUGACUGAGUUGCCCAUCUUCUACGAGUUUCCAUGUAGUGACCAUGCAAAGAGGAAAAUCGAGAAAACCUCCAUUGUGGUGAGGAGAAUUCGUCAAUGUCUUUUGUCCCUGUUCACAUCAACUCAGCUAAAAGUAGACUUGACCAAAACAGUUACUGGUUACAUUUGUAGAAAAGUUGAAAUUGGCUAAGUUUUUAAUUUUGCUUGAAUUUUUAUAAAAUGUUUAACCAAAUGUACCCUUGCAUUAUUUAAUUAAAAUUGCUAAAACAACAGUGUUUUAUCAUUUCAGUAAAGUGCUCAGCUCCCUUUUAAAAAUGCCCUCCAUUUGCUCAGUUUCAGUACACUCAGGUGAUGAACCAGUUUAAUCUUAGUGCGCACGCUGCCGCAUGGAAAACUGCAAGUGUCUCUUGUCCAGUUACCCAAGAGUCUAGUCUGAUGAGCUACAAAAUAUCACCCGUAGACAACAUCACACCUGUACAUACCCUUCUGGAAUACUAAAAGCAAAAAGAAAGGAAAGUAUGUUCAUAUCAAUCACUAACUUUUUUCUGUAACCAAGAGUGGUGUGCAUUGGAGAGCAGUAGACACGGAAUGAUUGGUUCGUGCAGUAGCAGGGCAGCCUAGAGAGGAAGCAGCCUGUGAUGCAGUCAGGGGCUGUGAUUGCUAAAGCCACAAAGGACGAAGGGAAGGGAAGUGGGGGCUGUGAACUUUGCAUGCUGUCUCCCAUGACAGACUGUACUGAGUCACUGUCCUUAAGAAUAAGCAGGGCACAGAUCGCAGGGAAGCAUGGCUGUUUUCUGUUCUGUUUGAUAAUUAAGGUUCCUGUCAGUCAUCCUCACUUCUCAGCCUGUCACUUGCCCGUGUCUCUUUCAUUAAUAAUUCUUUUGUUUACAUUUUAUAACGUGCACUACUGGAUAUAAAAGUUUACAUCAAAGUUUACUUUAAAUAGCAUCAGGUAAGGAUUAAAUACAUGUGAUGAAGAGAAUUGAUCAAGAUAAAAAUGUUUUUAAACUAUAAUCAUUUUUAAAAAUUUCUGAAUCUGUAGAAAGUAAAAAAAAAAAAAAACAUUCGUUUCAUGUCUGUUCUCUGAACAUUCAGCAAUUUACAAAUUGCUUAAUUUGCAUUACGUAUAUUGUCCAUUAAACCCAUGUUCCAUGGUACCUCACUGGAAGAAUUGGGUUCUUUUUUUUAAAGGAAUAGUUUUAUGAAUAUCAAUAGUCGAGAGUCGAGAGUUUUAAAAAGUUGAAAAGUACUAAGUACCUAUCGCACUGCUUGACUGUGUGUGGAGCCUCAGCUGUUUAAUUUGUUGUGUUAUUUGCAUAUCGAAUUCCUUUCUACAAUCAUUUUAACUCCUGUAAAUAAGAUGACUCAAAGUUGUAAUUAUUUACUAACAGAGAAGUAGAUAAGUUUAUCAGAGCUGGAUUUUAUAAGAACAUGUUAAUUCAUUAUUUUAAAUUAUUUGCUUUUAUUUUAAUUAAUCUACAUAUUGUGCACAACAAUCUAAGAAAGUACAAAGCAUUUUUAAGUAGAGGAAAUGAGCAUCCCAGAGCUGCGCCUGAUGAUGUAAAGACAGCUCACAGUGAUAACUGGCCCAGGGGAUGGGCUGCAGUCUGAACCGCUCUGCCUCCUCCCAACCCACUCCUGUCUUCUUUGAUGCAAAAAGUAGUAGCCACCAGCAAGUCACAGUUUCAGGAACUUUAACAAUAACAACAGCAAAAGGUCAAAAAAUAAAUUCUCAAAAAAUGAAAGUGUAUAAGUGUGUGUGUGUGUGUGUGUGUGUGUGUGUGUGUGUGUGUGUGUCUUCUCUGUACCCUUUUUGGUCUUUGAUUCUGAAAUUCAAGUAUUCUUCAGUUAACUUUAUUGAUGGGAAGAGAUUUCUCUGUAUGUACCUCAUAACAAAUUCAUUUCAUUUUGCAAACUAAAACCAGUCCCUGUUUGCUUAGAAUGUUGUUAUUUGAAGUAUCUCAUUUUGUCAAAAUCUUUCUGUGUGUGAAUAUGGCAUUACCAUAACACCCGCUCACAUUCUGGCUCUACCACUUCUAAAAACCGGUUAUAGAUUUAACAAAACCUGUUCCUGAUUUGAGGUUUUCAUGGGAAAAUACUGUGUACAUAUGCAUAUUAUUGCAAGUAUGCUGCAGUUUCAUCAAGAACAUUUCCUUAAGUACUCACUGAAUUCAGUUCAGGCAGUCAUUUGCAGCAGUGAGCCAGGACUGAAAGAGUGUAUAUGUUUAGAAUAUGUGAGAUGCUGAGAGACAGACAGGUGAGGAACAGAGGGGGUUGUUCCAAGUCUUACCCUGAGUUCUGUAUUCGAUUCGUAUGCUUUGCUCAAGGCAUUUCGCAUGUGACAUUAGUAAAGCUAUCUCCAAAGGGUUUUUUUGUUUGUUUGUUUUUGUAUCUGUUUUUCUUUUUUGUGGCAAAGAUUUAUUUUAACUUGGGGGAUUUUGUUUGUUUAUAUGUUUCUGCAAAAUAAAGAGCACUGAACUUUAAACUUGAA